AUGAGUUGGGGAAGAACCAGCAAAACACAGUCUAGCUGCGUGCGAGUCCUGACACGUCGGGAGUGUCCUAUACGUGUCCUGUACCAGCAGCUCCCACGUAUGGGGUCUCAAAUCCGGAAGUGUUAUGAUGUGAGUCCCUCUGGCGAUCAAGGUCUUACAGCUCUUACACGGUCUUCCAUGUCUUACAGCUCUGGCUCCCUGACCAUCACUGGGCUGAGUUCUGAGCACAUUGUGCUCCUCACUGCCUCUCCUGGGACCGCAUCUCAGGGCUCACACAGACUCCAGGCCUGUGGAAAUUGGGACCAGAGCCCCUUUCUCAUCGGCAAGGAGGGGGAGGCCCAGCGGCUGCUCAGGCUCCUCCCGUGGCUUCUGCUUCUGGUGCUCCUGCUGUGGCCGUCAUGGGGCCAAGUCCAUGCAAGGGCAUCUCCUGGGGCCGCUGUGGGUCCCGUCAGCCCUGCUCAGGAAGGCGCGGCGUUCUCACACUCGGUGGCCUUCUCUGUGAAGUUGUGUGUCUCCACUGCAAGCUGCUGUUCACACUCAGCACCCAGAGCCAGCCUGCCUCCUCUGAGCACCGCCCCCCCCCCCCCCCCCACCGUGGGGACAGAUUCCCUCUGCUCUCUGGUCCCCGUGUCUGGUCCUCAGCUGCACAGAAGUUCGCAGGCUCUCCUGGGUCAGGACUGCACAGGCUCCCUGUCCCAGCCCCUGCUGACACGGCCGCCCUCCCUCUCGGCAUCUCCGGGAACGACGGCCAGACUCACCUGCACCCUGAGCAGGGACAUCGGUGUGGGCGGCUCUAACAUCGACUGGAUCCAGCAGCAGCCAGGGAGCCCUCCCCGGUGUCUGCCGAGGUUCUCCUCAGACUCCGAGAAGCACCAGGGCUCCGGGGUCCCCAGCCGCUUCUCGGGCUCCAAAGACGCCUCGGCCAAUGAGGGGCUUCUGCGCAUCUCGGGGCUGCAGGCUGAGGCCGAGGCGGACUCUCACUGGGCUACAGCUCAAGGCAGUGGGCGCAGCUACCGCUCCUCACAGCCUCUCAGAGAAGGAGGAAGUGAGACAAAAAUCCCUGGGUCCCAGGACCUUGUGUGUGUGCUUAUUUCAUUGAGAAACUUACCAGGGGACACCUGCAGGGAGGAAUCUUCUGCAGGAAGAUCUCUCCUUGAACAGGAGAAAUAAACACACACACACACAGACUCACACAUUAUGCCUGUGAAUUGAGCCAUCCUAGGGCAUCCCAGGAAGACAUGGACAGACGAGGCAUCAGAGUCCAACUGCACAUCCCCACGGGGUCUGGAGAGGAUGAACAGGAAUAAACAUUGUGUCUGCACCUGAACCUGCUGCCCAGCGAACAUUCCUCCACAAUCCGUUGUAUCAUCUUGUUCCUUCAAGUGUGACCUUGUGUCACUACUGAUGUAUCCACAGCUGAUACCCUGACAAUAACUCUGGUCACAGACACAGUCUUCUCUCUCUAAACCAGCUACACAUGAACCUGGACCAGAUCCUAUAGACUCUCCCUGACGACAACGCCCACACGCUCCCUUCUCUUCUCUCGUCUGCUACCAUGUCCCUUAGGCUUCAGUCUUU
This is a messenger RNA of Zalophus californianus (California sea lion), 1578 nucleotides long. RefSeq lists its product as uncharacterized. Gene Ontology annotation, biological process: immune response; immunoglobulin production. Lineage: Eukaryota; Metazoa; Chordata; Mammalia; Carnivora; Otariidae. The transcript is spliced from 3 exons. The record is from RefSeq and is a predicted model, not a curated record. Bases 1 to 1170 code for a protein of 389 amino acids.